AUGCUUCUCUCGUUACCUGCCUUACAUCUUCAGACCUCCGAAUACCAUCCUCUCUUCCAGCUGCCACACAGAAGGCUCGGACCAUGGUGCAGUCCCACUGGCUCCCCUGCCCCCCUCUCCUGUGAGACUGGCUGCGGGGAGGGAUCAUGGAUACUUGUCUGCCGGCUUCUGGUUCCCACGCAAGUAAGCCUGCUGUCAAUGGAGGAGGACAUUGAUACCCGCAAAAUCAACAACAGUUUCCUGCGCGACCACAGCUAUGCGACCGAAGCUGACAUUAUCUCUACGGUAGAAUUCAACCACACGGGAGAAUUACUAGCGACAGGGGACAAGGGGGGUCGGGUUGUAAUAUUUCAACGAGAGCAGGAGAGUAAAAAUCAGGUUCAUCGUAGGGGUGAAUACAAUGUUUACAGCACAUUCCAGAGCCAUGAACCCGAGUUCGAUUACCUGAAGAGUUUAGAAAUAGAAGAAAAAAUCAAUAAAAUAAGAUGGCUCCCUCAGCAGAAUGCAGCCUACUUCCUUCUGUCUACUAAUGAUAAAACUGUGAAGCUGUGGAAAGUCAGCGAGCGUGAUAAGAGGCCAGAAGGCUACAAUCUGAAAGAUGAGGAGGGCCGGCUCCGGGAUCCUGCCACCAUCACAACCUUGCGGGUGCCUGUCCUGAGACCCAUGGACCUGAUGGUGGAGGCCACCCCGCGAAGAGUAUUUGCCAACGCACACACAUAUCACAUCAACUCCAUAUCAGUCAACAGCGACUAUGAAACCUACAUGUCAGCUGAUGACCUGAGGAUUAACCUGUGGAACUUUGAAAUAACCAAUCAAAGUUUUAAUAUCGUCGACAUCAAGCCGGCCAACAUGGAGGAGCUCACAGAGGUGAUCACAGCGGCCGAGUUCCACCCCCAUCACUGCAACACCUUCGUGUACAGCAGCAGCAAAGGGACAAUCCGGCUGUGUGACAUGCGGGCGUCGGCCCUGUGUGACAGGCACACCAAAUUUUUUGAAGAGCCGGAAGAUCCAAGCAACAGGUCGUUUUUCUCUGAAAUCAUCUCUUCGAUUUCAGAUGUGAAGUUCAGCCACAGUGGGAGGUAUAUCAUGACCAGAGACUAUCUGACGGUCAAAGUUUGGGAUCUCAACAUGGAAAACCGCCCCAUCGAGACUUACCAGGUUCACGACUACCUCCGCAGCAAGCUGUGCUCCCUCUACGAAAAUGACUGCAUUUUUGAUAAAUUUGAAUGUGUGUGGAAUGGGUCAGACAGUGUCAUCAUGACGGGCUCCUACAACAACUUCUUCAGGAUGUUUGACCGAAACACCAAGCGCGAUGUUACCCUUGAGGCCUCGAGGGAAAACAGCAAACCCCGAGCUAUCCUAAAACCGCGCAAAGUGUGCGUGGGGGGCAAGCGGAGAAAAGACGAGAUCAGUGUUGACAGUCUGGACUUUAGCAAAAAGAUCUUGCAUACAGCUUGGCAUCCUUCAGAAAAUAUUAUAGCAGUGGCGGCUACAAAUAACCUAUAUAUAUUCCAGGACAAGGUUAACUAGGAGGACAAGUUAUUACUUAAUAAUCUCACAUACUGAAUACUAGUCAAACACGUUUUUAAAUGUUUCUUUGGGUGUUCAUUUGAUGCAUCGACUCUAAUCUCCCUCUGCAGGAAACAAAUGGAAUAGAAGUCCAUGGAGUCCAACCUUCCCAAAUCCCCAGUUCUAAGAAAUUUUGUCAAACCCAACAGGUUCUGGGACACUUCUGUUUAGAAUUGAGAGCUGCCAGCUAACAGUAAUUCUUCCAUAGCUGACUUGAAUUUCUGAUGCUUUUAUUGCCCCGUUUUCUCUGGUGGGUCCCGUGUUUUGUUUCUAGGUGUCUGCUGAGAUAAAAUGAGGUUGUCUGUAGUAUUUAAAGAGAAAAGAAAGAGAUACUUUUUUUUUUAAUUAAGCAACUCCAUUUGAUGAUUGAAAAAAAAUUCGACGAAAAAUAAACACCGUUUACUCUA
Messenger RNA from Physeter macrocephalus (sperm whale), 1976 nucleotides. It is a transcript of the gene PPP2R2B, whose product is annotated as protein phosphatase 2 regulatory subunit Bbeta. Gene Ontology annotation, molecular function: protein phosphatase regulator activity; protein binding. The record is from RefSeq and is a predicted model, not a curated record. Lineage: Eukaryota; Metazoa; Chordata; Mammalia; Artiodactyla; Physeteridae. Gene Ontology annotation, cellular component: cytosol; protein phosphatase type 2A complex. The coding region runs from base 1 to 1530 and encodes 509 amino acids. The transcript is spliced from 10 exons.